This is a messenger RNA of Zophobas morio, 2088 nucleotides long. RefSeq names its product zinc finger protein ZFAT-like. Gene Ontology annotation, cellular component: nucleus. Gene Ontology annotation, biological process: positive regulation of transcription by RNA polymerase II. The coding region runs from base 730 to 1926 and encodes 398 amino acids. NCBI's taxonomy places the organism in Eukaryota, Metazoa, Arthropoda, Insecta, Coleoptera, Tenebrionidae. The record is from RefSeq and is a predicted model, not a curated record. The transcript is spliced from 5 exons.
ACAUUUUUCAGGUUGUGUGCACGAGAAACAAAGAAUUCCUAAUUGUAUAAUAUUAAUAUUAUUUUCAUAUCUUAAUACAUGCGCUGCACCCAUCCAUAUUUUGAACUGUGGAUACAGAAAUAAAAAAUACCACACAACAGUAAAUCUGCAAUAAAUUAAAUAAAAAUAAACAAACAUCAGACAUACAUAACCUCAAUUGUCACUAACAACAAGUGUCAAUUCUUAAAUGCGAAAAAAUACUUGCAAUAAUCGCUGUGUUGUUAGUAUGAAAGAGUUUACAGUUUUUCACAGUUAUUUAUAAAAAUUAUAAAAGUAAUUUUACAACUGUGUCCACUAAAAAAAUUAAAGAACAACAUAACCUCACUUUUUUACGCAUACAAAAAAAAUAUUCCUUGGAUACGUAGUGAAUAAAGCGUGUUAACUUGUGUAAGUAGCAAUCAUGCUUAUUAUUUGUACUAUUUUCCACGAGAUAAUUUCGAAGGUGUCAAAUAUUUGCACAGAGCCGAACUAGAAAUAUUCGAGCCCCUGCAAAUAAACGCGAUGCUUGUUAUGGGAUUUCAAGCUAACUCUAACGCGCUCUGGCGGCAAGACUGCCUACUACGCUUCCGACGUCAUGAACAGGUCAAGUUCGUGUUAGCGCUGGUGUGUUUACAAGUUUGGAAGGCUCUAAUCAACAAUUUGAUGACCUGUUAAGUUGAUUGUGCCAUUUAAAGCGCACCUAACCUAGCUAUGGCUCAACAAUCUUGUUCCGUUUUUAAUUGUUCAUCGACAAGAAGAAAGAAUCCUGAUUUAAGUUUUCACAUUUUUCCUAAAGAGGGUGAGAAAAUUCAGGUGCUGAGUGACUUUGGAAUUGCAGAAGUGGGUGAUCGUCGAAAACUAUGGGAAAUAAAUCUUAAAAUCGGAAACAAAAUUACCAACAGCAUGGCCGUGUGUUCAAGGCAUUUUACACAAGAUGAUUAUGAAUGCUCAGGUUGGAGCAGCCGAAAACGUUUGAAGCAAACUGCAGUACCAUCCAGGAAUUUACCAUCUAGUACUUUAGAUAUUGAACGAAAUAAAGAAAUAAUAAAAGAAAGAAGAACAAUUGCAGGAGCUUGCUUACGCGAAGAAAGAAGCAAGGUUUCAGAGUGCCCUGCAAAACAUAUCACAGAGAUGUACUCAUGCAACAAAUGUCCCAGCAAAUUUAAACUUCUCGUGGCCCUACAAACCCACGCGAAAACCGCCCACAAGCUCGAAACCUUCGACUGCGCAAGCGAUCUUCGCCCUUUCCAGUGCGGCGGCUGCGAAAACUUCCGGACCCAUUUUCGGACGCAAUUAAAACAGCACAUUCGCCAAAACCACGCCUUCCAAGGCACCCAAAUUUCGUACACUUGUAGGACGUGCUAUUUCGAGACAUUUUCCAGGUGCGUGUUACUUCGGCACAUUUAUUUGGACAGAUGUGUGUAUGAACCUGUGAAAAUAGGAAGCGAAUUGACGACAAAGCACGUCUUCAUAGACAUGAGGGUGGUGCAGUGGUUUAAAUGUGAAUUCUGCCCUUUUCAAGCGCAGUUCAAGGGCAAUUUGCGGAUACACCAACGGAAAUUUCAUAGUGUUGAUAGUAAGAGGUUGAAGUGUGACCUGUGUCCGUUUGAGACUUUGGAUAAGAUGAUGUUUGAUAGGCACAUACAAGUGCAUUUGACGCUGGAGCCAGAAGGGGAGAAAAAUAAAGAUGGAAGUGUGAGAAUAGGAACAUGUGAUAAUAAUGAUGAAGGGUAUAGUGAGAACUUGAACUGUCAGCCUUACAUAACAAACAAGAAAAAGUAUUUACAGGCACAUGUGAACAGACAUGUAACUCAGGAGUAUUUUCAUUGUGGAGAGUGUUCUUAUAGGGCGAAAAGACGACAGACUGUGAAACGUCAUAUCCUAGAAAAACAUGUAAAUAUAACUUAGGAACUAAACAAUUUUCACAUGUUUAGUGAAAACUUUUAUAGCAAUUGCUUGUAUAGUGGGUUGCCUAUGUUGGCAAUAAAAUUAAGUAAAUAUAUUAUUGUUAUUGUAAUAGAUCAGCACUUGUUAAGCUAAAUCCAACAAUAAACUUUUAUUUUUUGCAAA